AUGGUCGGCAAAAAUUCAGGACUCGAGUCCUUGAAGAAGGUUGAUGGGACUCCUAAAUCCACCCAGUCUCACAAGCGCAAGAGAGAUCCCCAUGUCUCUCAGCCUGCAGCCACUCCCACGCCAACGAAGAAGAAUAAGAAACGCGAAAGCUUGCCGAUCGCAGAAAUCACAGGUGAUCGCGGCAUCAAGAAACGCAAGCAUCUCAAGGAUGCACUUCAAGGAUCGAACUCCCCGGAAACGUCCCGGAAAGAAAGUACUCUCUCGUCGGACCGCAGAAAACCGACUGUUGCAGACUCGCGCAGGAUUGUUAGCGAAACGGCAAAGAAAUCGGAGAAGAGCAAGCGAAAGAGUUCCGGAACUUACGAUACACUGGAUGAUACGACUGCAUCUGUGAUUACAGGAAAUAUCGAUGAAGAAGUUGAAGCGCCGAACGUCGAACAACGCAAAUCGAAGAACAAGCAUUCGGGAAUUUUGUCAAAGUUCGAGCGAACCAAAACCGUUUCCAGUGCCAAAGCCAAAAAGGUUGAACCUGAACUUGUUGAAGAUGAGACACCUGCUGUCGAAGCUGUCUAUGCACAGGGCCUGGAGCGACUACCUCAGCCUGAAAAUCCACCCGAGCCAGAGCAAAUCCCAACAUAUUCAUCUCUGCCCGGCUGGCUGGCUAACCCAUUGCGCAAAUCAGUUCAGGACACACGCAAAUUUUCCGAACUCGGAAUCAAGUCAGACCUUCUGAAAAUCCUGGAACAGCAGAACUACAAACAAGCUUUUGCUGUGCAAUCUACCGUCAUUCCGCUGCUUUUGCAAGGAGACCGAAACCACCCAGGAGAUCUGUGUAUCUCUGCGGCGACUGGGUCCGGAAAAACACUUUCAUAUGUUCUCCCCCUUGUUACAGCUCUACCACCGAGAUCUGCUUCCAGACUUAGAGGAUUGAUUGUAGUUCCCACACGAGAGCUGGUCAAACAAGCUCGCGAAUCCUGCGAACUAUGUGCUUCUGGAUCCAGACUUCACAUCGGAAGCGCAGUUGGUAAUGUGGCUAUCAAAGACGAGCAGAAACUCUUGAUGCGCAUGGACCAGGUUUACAACCCGGCUAUUCAACAGCAACAGCGUGACGGAUUGAACGGAAAUGACUGGAUGAACUUGAGCCUGGAAGAUUGUAUCAGUGAGGCAAUUGGCUCCAACGGGUCUCUUCCGGGCCACAUCCAGCGAUCCGAACCGAAUGUUGACAUCCUGAUCUGCACUCCUGGUCGUCUGGUUGACCACAUUCGCUACACCAAGGGAUUCACUCUCAAGCAUCUUGAAUGGCUGGUGAUUGAUGAAGCCGAUCGUCUCUUGAACGAAAGCUUCCAAGAGUGGGUUGAUGUCGUCAUGAACUCACUGAAUAGUCGAGAAGCCCCCGAGACCUUUGGUCCUGGUGGAAAGGUUCUGUCUGAACUGGGACUUUCGAUUGACGCCAAGCCGCCUCGGAAGGUGAUUCUGAGUGCAACAAUGACUCGCGACAUUUCUAAACUCAACUCGCUGCGCCUUGUUAACCCCAAGAUGGUUAUCAUCGGGUCUGAGGAUGCUGCCGACGAAGAAGAUCCAUCUGCUACUCAUCCAGAUGCUCAUUUCGCCCUACCCCCAACUCUAUCCGAGCACGUCGUUCAAGUUGGCGACGGAUCUCUCAAGCCGCUUUAUCUGCUACGUCUUCUUCUUUCGCACAUUGAGAUUAGUGGAGACCGCGCUCCAAGCGUGUCUGAUUCAUCCGACUCUGACAGUUCUAGUUCAGAUGAUGAUACCAGCAGCGACGAUGAUACCGGCUCUGAUGACGUCACUUCAUCUUCUGGGUCAGACUCGGAGUCCGACUCGGAUUCAGACUCAGACUCGGAGUCAGAUUCUGAAGAUUCUGAAGACUCGGAGUCCGAUGCUUUGGAACUCGCUCCCUCGCCCUUGCGUAAGACUGUCUUGAUUUUCACCAAAUCAUCCGAGUCUGCCUCCCGACUCGCACGUCUCAUUUCGCUUCUGCAUCCCGCAUUGGCCAAGCGCGUGGGAACUAUCAUUAAAUCCAACAAAUCCUCUGCAUCUCGCAAGACACUGACGGCGUACCGACAAGGCCGCAUUUCAGUGAUUGUAGCUACUGAUCGUGCCUCUCGUGGUCUUGACUUGCAAUCUUUGACUCAUGUCAUCAACUACGAUAUCCCGACCAGCAUUACCACUUACGUCCACCGAGUUGGACGUACCGCCCGUGCUGGCCGCGCAGGCUCUGCGUGGUCCUUGGUUGCUCAUCGUGAGGGCCGCUGGUUUGCCAAUGAGAUUGCAGCUAGUGUGGAUGGCCGGAUCACGCGUACCUCGAACAUCGAUCGUGUCCAGAUCAAGGCAGACGCACUAGACUCACUCAAGCCCAAAUACGCUACGGCUUUGGAGAAGCUCGAGCAAGAGGUCAAACGUGGCUAG
Messenger RNA from Penicillium digitatum Pd1, 2430 nucleotides. RefSeq names its product putative ATP-dependent RNA helicase DBP6. Gene Ontology annotation, cellular component: nucleus. Gene Ontology annotation, molecular function: RNA helicase activity; nucleic acid binding; ATP binding. Lineage: Eukaryota; Fungi; Ascomycota; Eurotiomycetes; Eurotiales; Aspergillaceae. The record is from RefSeq and is a predicted model, not a curated record.